Molecule: messenger RNA, 669 nt
Organism: Suhomyces tanzawaensis NRRL Y-17324
Lineage: Eukaryota; Fungi; Ascomycota; Pichiomycetes; Serinales; Debaryomycetaceae
Exons: 1
Coding region: 41-610 (189 amino acids)
Source: RefSeq, a predicted model, not a curated record
AAUCUUUGCAAUCUCAGUAGUGGGACUGGCUAUUGUUGUAAUGGUGUCUAGUUUCAAACUCGUGAAGUCGCUUACCCUCAGCACCCCCUCCGUGGUGUCUUCCCGCAAUAAGGAGAAUUGUAGCCAUACUGGGGACACCCCCAGCCGUGUGAAAGCGUUCAAACGGAAGUUGCAAGGGGUCUCGAUCACAAGCGUGGACCCAAACACCGCUUUGGAUAUCGAGCUCAACCAGCUACUUAUGGAAGGCAUCCACAAACUCCAGAUAUCAGAAUCGCAGAUUUCGCAGCCACCGAUCCAUCCCAGGAUCAGUAUUCCUCUAGAGGAGACUUUGAAGGAUAGUGUAUUGAGGCUCAGACAGGGAUCCAUUCAAGCAAUAGAUCUCCCCAUGGUCACUUUUGAAGGCCUGGAUGAUGUACAGCUAAAUUAUUGCCGGCUUCUAUUGGCGUACAAUAAGCUCAUUGAGCUGGUUUUGCGCAAGAAUUCAGAGAUAUGCCUCUUCAAUGUACAACUAAAGCAAGUUCUUGAUACUCUAGCUGACAUUGUGGCGGAUCUGUGUUCUCUGUGCUCUUCGAAAUCGGAUAUAGAAUUCGAUAGCACCGCCAGUGACUAGAGUUGAAUCAUCCAUUUUAGCAUAGCCAAUCUGAUGGUUCCAAUAGAUGAAAUAUUGAC